This is a messenger RNA of Indicator indicator, 1590 nucleotides long. RefSeq names its product solute carrier family 37 member 2 (gene SLC37A2). Bases 1 to 1554 code for a protein of 517 amino acids. The transcript is spliced from 19 exons. Lineage: Eukaryota; Metazoa; Chordata; Aves; Piciformes; Indicatoridae. Gene Ontology annotation, biological process: glucose-6-phosphate transport; phosphate ion transmembrane transport. The record is from RefSeq and is a predicted model, not a curated record. Gene Ontology annotation, cellular component: endoplasmic reticulum membrane. Gene Ontology annotation, molecular function: glucose 6-phosphate:phosphate antiporter activity.
AUGAGGGCAGCUCUCGCCCCCGGUAUCCGACUGCUUCGUGCCCUGCCCCGGGACAGCCGGUACCGGGGGCUGACACUGGUGCUGACCUUCCUCUGCUACACCAGCUACCACCUCUCCAGAAAGCCGAUCAGCAUUGUCAAGAGCCAACUGCACCCCAAUUGUUCAGCCUUGGGCCCAAACCCCCACAAUGACUCCAACAGCAGCACGUGGUGCAGCUGGGCACCCUUUGAUGGGGACAACUACAAGGAGCUUUUUGGUGCACUGGACAAUGCCUUCCUGGUGGCCUACGCCAUUGGCAUGUUCAUCAGUGGCAUCUUUGGGGAGCGCCUCCCCCUGCGGUACUACCUGUCAGGGGGCAUGGUGCUGAGUGGCCUCUUCACUCUGCUCUUCGGCCUCGGCUACUUCUGGCGCAUCCAUGUCCUCUGGUACUUCAUCGUCAUGCAGGUGUGCAAUGGGCUGGUGCAGACGACUGGCUGGCCUUCUGUCGUGACCUGUGUUGGGAACUGGUUCGGGAAGGGCAAGAGAGGAUUGAUCAUGGGCAUCUGGAACUCACACACCUCUGUUGGCAACAUCUUGGGGUCUCUCAUCGCUGGGGUCUGGGUGUCCUCUGCCUGGGGCCUGUCCUUCAUCGUGCCUGGCAUCAUCAUUGCUGCCGUGGGCAUCCUCUGCUUCUUCUUCCUUGUGGAGUAUCCUGAGGACGUUGGCUGCAGUCCUCCUCUGCAUCACAUGGCCUCUGAUGAGGAUCCUGGAGGGGUGACCUGCAGCGAGAAGGAUCCUGAAGGGAUCACCUCCAACGAGGGGCCACUGAGCAUCUCGGGCCAGAGCAGCAGGGAUCACCUCAACAUCCCCAAGGAGCCAGCUGAGGAGCCUGAGGCCAUCAGCUUUCUGGGGGCACUCCGGAUACCUGGCGUGGUGGAGUUCUCCCUGUGCCUGCUCUUUGCCAAGCUGGUGAGCUACACCUUCCUCUACUGGCUGCCCCUCUAUAUCGUCAACGUCGCUCACUUUGGGGCCAAGGAAGCCGGGGACCUGUCGACCCUCUUUGACGCUGGGGGCAUUUUAGGAGGCAUCUUUGCUGGCCUCAUCUCUGACUACACUGGUGGCAGGGCCACCACGUGCUGCGUGAUGCUGGUGGUCGCUGCUCCCAUGCUGUUCCUGUACAACCACAUUGGACAGAACGGCAUCAGCACCUCCAUAGCGAUGCUGGUGGUCUGCGGCGCGCUGGUGAACGGCCCCUACGCGCUCAUCACCACCGCCGUGUCGGCAGACCUGGGAACCCAUGAGUCUCUCAAAGGAAAUGCCAAAGCCCUCUCCACUGUCACAGCCAUCAUUGAUGGCACAGGGUCCAUAGGUGCUGCGCUGGGGCCGCUGCUGGCAGGGCUCAUCUCCCCCACAGGCUGGAACAAUGUCUUCUACAUGCUGAUAGCAGCUGAUGUCUUGGCCUGCCUGCUCCUCACUCGUGUGGUGGUCAAAGAGUUCCGUGGGUGGUGCGGCCCCAUGGCACGGCAGAGAGGCUCUAGUGUGCAGCUAACAGAGUCAGUGCUGGAUGGGAAGUAGCUUGGUGUGACAGCAAUAGUCUGGGCUCUGCUGCGG